GCGCGAAAUUUGAACGGAAGUUUUCAAUUUCAGCCACGGUGCUGAACCUGGGCUGUCUGGUUGCCAUGGUACAUUGGGACCCGACGAAGGAACACCGCUACUUCCUGUUGGGACUGCUUGGAGUCUGGGGGUUCGCAGACGGCGUGUGGCAGUCGCAGACCAACAGUCUGAUAUCCGCGGUUUUCGCUGACCGCUACGAGAGCGCGUUCGGCUGCUGCCGCGUCUGGCAGGGUAUUUCCGGUCUUAUCGUGUUCCUGCUCUCCAGCGUCCUCUGUAUGAUCCAUAAGGUCGCCUUCAUCGCCAGCGCCUGCUCCCUCACCAUCGCCUGUCUCAUCGUGCUCGAGAUCGUCGUGCGCAGGCGCAAAGCGCGAGCAUCCGCAGAGACGAACUCCGCUGUCGAGAUUCAAGUCAACGCUUAGGAACAUGGCUUUUUGUUAGUGCAAUCUGAGAGGAACAGAUGUUAUACAAAUUCCUAUCCACGGAAACUAUCAAAAGAAUGUUGGCAUAUUACGAAGCAUAUUCGUUUAUCAACACCAGUGACAAUAUGUUAGUCAACAGAUCUAUCUGUAUUUUUAUUGAUACAAAAAGGGUUUUGGCAUAUUUAUAAAACCAUAUUCAGUUUACAAUAUCACUCUGGGUAUGCAUGUUCUUUGAUAACAGAUGGCACUUCGAUACCAGAUAACAACAAAAGCCACGCAUGAGAGUUAAGUUCCUCAGGUUUUUUAAGUUAUAUCAUAAAUACUAGUUUUUUAGACAAGGCGCAUGGUCGAGUUUAUAAAUGGUGUAUCCUUUUUAUAUUGGAAAGAAAACAGCAUGAACUGGAUGAACAGUAAACAUUUCAACAUUAUAAAACUACUUAGAAAUAUUUCAAGAAAUUGUUUGAUAUUCCAGAAUGUUGGGUAAUCACUGCGCUUCAAAAACUGAAAUUUUGAUAGCAUUCAAUGAAAUAUAAACGAAGAUAGAGCAUGUUUUAAUAGGUGUUAUUCAUGAAGUUGCGGAUACUUUGAUUCCCGAUAAAAGGCACUUCGGAUAACAGAGACUUUCAACAAAUUGGACACUCUAAUAGCCGAGUUUUAUCUUCCACAUGACAUGCAUUUAUGUAUAUUAAGGCUAUUCUUACCAAACAUAUUGAAGUACGAAUCAAUUUGAAUUGUCAAGCAACACAUUGGGAAUCUAUGCAUAGCGUAAUUACAUACACAUGUGAAAUAUAACCAAUGGCGUUGUCGUUUUCAAAAAUCUUAUUACUAUUCAUUUAUAUAAUUAAUAUUGUAAGUGCACAUUUUAAAUAAGAUUCAAAUGCUUAUUUCUGCUUAUAUAUUUAUGUCACGAAUAUCCAAGUUCGUAUGCAGAAUGUUUUGUGUUUAUAUUAAUAACAACGACGGGUUAUGCACAACUUUGACACCACCAUCGUGUGAUUAAAUCGACCGCCUGUACCAUAAUGGCUUUUUUUUUUAUUUCAUGGCAUUGAGCUAAAAGUAUAAUUUAAUUUCGAACUUGCAUCGCUGCUGAAAUUUAGCUCUUAGUAGUUUUAGCGAAGCGAUGUUUCAUAUACGCUAUCUAAUAUAUAAGUAAAUGGCCUUAGUACCUUCAUUAGGACAUUAUUAUACAUGCUUUAGAUCAGCCGUUUCGCUACAAAGAAUGUAAUUUAAAAUUACGUAGUACAUGAGGUUUAACAAUUUUUAAUUAACAUCUUCGAUAUGUCUGAUGAGUUACAUUUUAAAUGUAAUUUAAAAUUGUUUAAGCUUAUGUACUAUGCGAAGAUCCAGCUGUUGUGUGACUCGAAAACUGGAAAAUGUAUGGUCAUAAAGACUGUACUCAUUAGGCAUAUCGAAUUAGUUUCACGUAUGGCUAUCACAUUUAUACGAAAUCAUUAUCAUAUUCAAAAGGGAUAAGAACAUGUUUCGGUAAUUCGUUUUAAAUUUACGUCAGUACAUACAUUUUUAUUUAUUGCCUGCUUACUACAACAGUAUUCCACAGUGAAUUCUGCAUUGCUGAUUCACUAGAUAGAGUGUGUUUUAUCUGGUAAAAAGUGUCGAGUAAUCUGGAAUCGAAGUGCCAUUGUCUUUGAGAUGAUUGGUAAAACAAGUGUACAUGAAAAUCUGGCAUCCGACUCUUAAAACAUUUGAAUUUCCUCAAAUACGUUAGUUAACUAAAAUUUAAAAUGUUGUAACAUUAAUGGAAAUUGAUCUUUUAUUUCGAUUAGUUGGCACGUUCUUGCUUUAUUUCCAAGUUUCUUUAUUUUGUUGAAAUACGUACUGAUCAUCGAAUUCAUAAUGAUUAUCGAUGAAAUUUUAUCUUUUUUAUUAUAAUCCACUUUUUUCCUCGAUUUUUUUACUCCGCAAUACGAAGUACUAUACCAUCGAUCAAACCAUGUUACGUGUCUGAAAACCAAAUGAACAGAACAUAAAUGCAAAAAGCUGAAGAACUCACCUCUCGCGCGUACCUUUGUUGUUAUCUGGUAUCGAAGUGCCAUCUAUUAUCAAAGUAUCCGCAUACCCAGCGUGAAUAUUAACAGUUUUAAACUGUUGGUGCAUGUAAUGCAUAGUAUUUUUUAAUUUAAUUAUUCUUUUUGUUGAUUAUGGAUGCGAUAUUAAUAAGGUGUCGCAUUAAUGUUUGUGUAGAUCGUAAACGAUCACAUAACUACGACUCUACAGCAGUAAUAAAACAAUCAACUACAGUGCAAAUGUUAAUAUAUGAGUUUUAAUAAGGGACACUUUAGUGAACGAAAGAACUUGCCUUAUUGUCAACAUUUUAUAGGAUUCUGACCUGUUGUUAGCCUCCUUUGAAAAUUUACUUGGGAUAAUUCUACCUGCCCAUUAAUAUGUUUUUAUUGUUGUUGCGUAUUUUUUGUAUUUUAAAUCGUUUAAGAUUGUGCAUUUAAGGUUGUGUAUUAUUAUUAUUUGUAUUUUGUAUGUAUUUUAUCCUGCAAGUACUUAAGUUCAGUCAGUAUGAAGAUCUGCAUAACAAUGUUUAAAUUUUGUUUAACUGUUAUUGUUUAUAAUUUUGUAAAAACCAUGACAAAAUCCUGUGUUUUUGAAGCUAUGUGACUUUUGUUAUAAUCCACUUAUUAAUUUCUUCGGACUGUACUCGUAAGUGAUCGUAAGUGAUCGCACUUGUUGGUGAAACAGUCAGUUACAACUCGUGUUUUAAAUUGGAUUUCAAAUAAGACUUGCUCAGGGGCGAUUUUGUUUUCAAAUUAUACCAGUAUGUUGUAUUCUAUAUUGAAGAGCACUCUGGGGAAAAGGGCUUAAUGUAUCUGCUUUGCUAGUCGUCCAUGGUUAUCCUGUACAGCCCGCACAGGCUAAUCGGUGAUGACCAUUCUGCUUGUAUGGAAAUGUUCAUUCAGUCCUACAUAAACAAGUAACCGUCGGAGACGGGUGAUGCUCCCCAAAGUUUUUUUUGUCACAAUAUUGCACUAUAUAUUCAGAUAAAAGGAAACGUCUUGAGGGCACAGUAGUUGGAGGGACAAUAAUUUUUUAUAGAAAAUUGCAAAGGGCCAUAACUCUGUGAAAAAUCAUUCGACCAGAACCCGCUGAUAAUAUGCACAUCUCCUCUUGGUAGUGAAGCUUCCCAUAAAGUUUCAUUGAAUUCCGGUCAUUAGUUGCUGAGAAAUAGCCCGGACAAGAAUUGCACUAUAUCUACAGUUAAUGGAAAAUUUCAAAGGGCCAUAACUCUGAAAAAUCAUCCGACCACAACCCGCUGAAAAUAUGCACAUCUCUUGGUAGUAAAACUUCCCAUAAAGUUUCAUUGAAUUCCGGUCAUUAGUUGCUAAGAAAUAGCCCUCACAAAAAUUGUGCACAGACGGACGGACAGACGAAGCGGUGACUAUAUGCUCCCCCAAAAUAAAUUUUUGGGGAGCAUAACAAAAGUCCGGUCUAGGUGGAAAUUGUCGAUUCAGAUUAGACUUUGCAGAAUGUACAGGCUUUUUUGGGACGAAACUUUAUACACGGGUUUCACAGAGAACGGCUCUUAUUAUCAUCGUCACUAUGUCAUGCAUCAUGUUAACCAUUAACGCUAGUCAAUCAUUUGUAGCUUCUUUUGAGAUCUUCAUGUGAAUUUUUUAUCAAUUUUGUGCUAUGUACAUAAGAAUUGCAUAAAAAUCGCAGUUAUUUCCAUAAUUGCGCAAACUACAUUUUUGGUCAUCAAUUGAUGUUUUAACGGCACUGAAUGUGUAUUGUUUCUUACAAAACUGUUUGUCAUGUAGUACCCAUAUUAUUUGUAGCAUGGGUUAUGUUAUGCACUGUAUUGCGUGGAAAACAUCAUUUGUAUGCAAAAUGAAAUUAUCAAACAACUUAUAAUGUCUGCAAUCCUUUGGCAUAUUUAAGAUUCACAUCCAUUAUGUUCUUGUCUCAUAUUAAGGAUUUGCGGUAGCUGCCAUUAUUUUCAAUAUUAUAUAAAUGUUCCCAAGUGGCUGUAACACAGCUGUUAAGUGGGUUCAUACGGAAACACCGGGUAUUAAUAGUUAUGUCCUCGGAUCGGAUGAUCGGGGGUAUAUUGUUUUUGGCCUGUUUGUCUGUCUGUCGGUCUGUCAUUCUGUGUAAACUUUGCAAUAACUUUUGCCACGUUGGAGAUAGCAACAUGAUAUUUGGCAUGCAUGUGUACCUCAUGGAGCUGCACAUUUUGAGUGGUGGAAGUUCAAGGUCAUCAUUCAAAGUCAAAGGAAAAAUAUAUGGUUUCAAAUCGGUGCAGUAGGGGGCAUUGUUUCUGACAAACACAUCUCUUGUUUUAUUUUAUAUUUUGAAAAUGUCUUUGUAUACAGUAUUCGUUGUUCGUGCCUGUAUCUACUGAAUACAUGUACAUUUAUUUUCAUUUAAUGAAAAAUGCCGUAGCCCGUAGAUCUGCAUUUUAACUAUUUAAACAUUAAGCAUAAUAUAUUUAAAUGCUCAUAUUUUAAUUACCUGUAAUUUUCAAGGUACUGUAUUUUUCCAAAACUGUUUUGUUCUGACCUUGGUUUUGACCGUAUUCAAUUGACAAUGCAAUGUUGGAGAACUUUCCAGGAAUGAAUGCAUCCUAAUAUUGUAAUCGGCUCAUUUGAGAGAAAUCCCACAAAACAUCGGCUACAUCUCUGCAUCAUUUUCUAAAUGAAUGAGUAUAGCAUAUACACUGUUCAUUGGUGUGAAACCCAUCCAUUAUGUGCAAAUAUUCAAAUUUGGCCUAGUUGAGUAUUGGACUAAACGUGUCCGCAUCGGCAUUAUGCGAAGAAUAAAAUAAGAAGAAUAACGUUACUUAUAUGAUUGUUGUUCUAUGUUGCCCCAUUGUGAUAUUCAAAAAUAAAUUCUCUGUCUCAUAAUGCAUGUUUAGGUUAUGUUGAUGGUGCGAAAAUACGACAUAAACCUGUAGGUGUUCUAUGAUUUCUCUACAAAGAAUGAGUUGUUAAAGACUUUAACAAAAAAAAAACGAUAUAGUAUGUCAUGAAUUAAGACAAUGGUAUCGGCAUACAUACGUUCAUUAUUGCCUUAAGUGGCUUACAAUGGACGAGUCUCCAGACAGACAGACAGACAGACCGAAAAAGCGCUGAUCCUGCAAUGCUGCGACAUGGACAGUACUUGCAUAUCACAGAAUUGCACGUUAAUAAUCAUUGAUGAAUUCAUACUUUACAAUGUUUGAAUGUUUACAUAUUAUUUCUUGUUAUGCAUUGAACUUUGUUGUUAUACAUACACUGACCAUAGACACGUGAUUUAUUGUAUAUGCUAGACAUGUGUUAUUUUACAUGUUAAUGAGUAUUUUGUGCGUUUCACUUGCUAAUAAAUUGUCGCAUCUA
Dreissena polymorpha is the source of this 5761-nucleotide messenger RNA. RefSeq names its product protein unc-93 homolog A-like. The transcript is spliced from 2 exons. Bases 66 to 419 code for a protein of 117 amino acids. The record is from RefSeq and is a predicted model, not a curated record. NCBI's taxonomy places the organism in Eukaryota, Metazoa, Mollusca, Bivalvia, Myida, Dreissenidae.